CAGGGAAACCGAAACCGAACGUAGGGGUAGUCAAUGUCGUGCGGUUGACGUGUUAAAGGCUGAAACACAAGCGCAAUGAUCCAUUUCCAUUGUGUUGUUCCUCCUUAAGAGCAACAGACACCGGUAGUCAGCAGCCACCCAGUCUUUGCGGUGUACGCCAAUGAUUCGCUUAGGAGAGAAGUCGCUCUUGAUACCAACGUGAGUGCGACGAAUCUACACCAGCAAAAUGGAGUACAACUAUGAUAACCACAUAGAACUGCUCUUAGCACAUAUGAAUAUCGAGGACAUCAUCGACGCAGCAGAGACACUCUUUCAUCUUGAGGAAGAAGAAGAACAGUCAGAGAUCUUGUCGUCCGAGGGAGAAAGUCUAUCCCCUGUUUCAAUGGAUGGGAAUGAAGUGGUUGGAAAGUUUGGAAGUCAGCAUGAUGACUACAAUAAUGAGGCUGGAAGUGUCCAGCACGGUACAGUAACAGACCUCCUCUCCUUUGUCAAUCUGCUCUCCAACAUGCAAGCAACGGCCUUGCAGCACCUGCCUGAGGAGAUGGGAGUCCUGCUAAAUAAAAAAGACAUGGUUGUAAAGAAUGGGCGCUAUAAGAUCAACAAGGAUGUGCUACUAUUUCCCUGGCAACUGACCUACAAGAACCGGGGCUCUGACCUCGUACCAAUGGGCUCCUUUGGGAAAGUUCACUUAGCUCAGGAUAUCACAACCCGGAAGAGAAUGGCAUGUAAACUGAUUCCCAUGGAGAAUUUUAGAGGGGCCGAAGUAGAGUUUCAGGCUCGCUUCACCCACGAGAACAUCGCCAAACUCUACGGGGCUUUGCUGUGGGAACAGAACGUCCAUCUCUUCAUGGAGGCAGGCGAUUGCGGCUCGGUCCUGGAGAAGAUAGACAGCUGCGGGCCAAUGCGGGAGUUUGAGAUUAUCUGGGUGACCAAGCACAUUCUUCGGGCCCUGGAGUACCUGCACUCACACAACGUCAUCCAUCACGACAUCAAACCCAGUAACAUUGUCCUGAUGUCAGACAAGGCUGUCCUGGUGGACUUUGGCCUGACCGUGCAAAUGACAGAAGAUGUCUUUAUACCGAGAGACUUGAGAGGAACAGAGAUGUACAUGAGUCCAGAACUGGUUUUGUGUCGUGGGCAUGAUACCAAAACAGAUAUCUACAGCCUGGGAACCACCAUCAUUCACAUGCAGACUGGGAACCCACCCUGGGUUAGAAGAUAUCCACGCACUGCCUACCCAUCCUACCUUUAUAUUAUACAUAAGCAAGCACCCCCCCUAGAGGAUAUAGGUGAAGACUGCAGCCCGACCAUGCGGUCUUUCCUGGAACGAGCUUUAGAGAAGAACCCCACACUGAGGAGCUCCGCAUCGGAGCUGCUGAAGGAUGAGGCCAUCAACCCGCCUAAAGAGGACCAGCCCAGGUGCUGGAGUCUCGACUCAGCUCUGGAGGAGGCUAACCACGCCAUGCUGUACCAGCAGAACCAGCAAGAUGACAGUGCACAAGACUCUUCACUUUAUGCUGAAGUCUCGAGCCCCCAAAAGAGGAAUGGCUCCUUAUACCUCGACCUGGGGGCCAUGUCUGGCGACUGCCCACUUGUGACAGGGCCCCCAGCUUCAGAAUACGGAUAACAUCUCCCCCAUUUAUGUGGUUGACCUUUGGUAUAAGCCAGUUAAUAAUAUUCAAGCAAUGUUCUUUAAUUGCCCGGCUUCAUUGUUGCGGACCACUUGGUUCUGUGGCGCAACGGGGUGCUCCAGGCGAAACCGCUCACUGAUGACCUGUUUACAAGACUCACAAUAACUAAUUAGCGAAUCCUUCGAGAUGAAGUUGGCCGAUGUGACUCACAGCACUGCGGGACAGUAGUUGAAUGAGCCACAUUGAUGUCUAUGUGCAUGAAUUGUUAGUAAGUUUCCAUUUCCAAACCUUUUAUGGUGGUGUGUUAUAUCUUUAUAUGUAUUUGCCUGAUUGUCUGCAAUUUCUUCAAGUAUGUGUGCACUCUGGAAUCAUGAGUCCUUUAGUUCUUCAUGGACUUCCUCAUUCUAAUUCCUGUGGAAUAUUAAUAGCAUCAUCAUGUGAUACUGGGUUCGUGUAUUGUACAUCCUUUGAGAUGAGCAAUUC
Messenger RNA from Syngnathoides biaculeatus (alligator pipefish), 2114 nucleotides. It is a transcript of the gene map3k8, whose product is annotated as mitogen-activated protein kinase kinase kinase 8. Gene Ontology annotation, biological process: protein phosphorylation. Gene Ontology annotation, molecular function: ATP binding; protein kinase activity. NCBI's taxonomy places the organism in Eukaryota, Metazoa, Chordata, Actinopteri, Syngnathiformes, Syngnathidae. The transcript has 8 exons. Bases 227 to 1627 code for a protein of 466 amino acids. The record is from RefSeq and is a predicted model, not a curated record.